AUUUACUCGCUUAAAAUGAUUUCAUUAUGACGCAUUUAUUAAAUUACAACAAAAUUGUAAAUCAUAAAAAUUCCAGGAAAAAUUGAUUUUUAAUUCGUUCAAUUUGAAUUUGGCGGUUAUUCUGACGUAAUACAAAUAUAGGUCACGUGACGGGACCGCCAUCUCAACGCCAUCUCGAUCAAGUUUUUAGUACGGUGUGUGACGUCUCGGUGAGUGGGUGUUUUGUGCUAUUAUCCGCGAAGGAUAUUUAACUUUUCAAAAGGACCCUUUUAUUAAAAAAAGGGGUUUGCUCGAACUAAAUCUUUUCAACAAAGAAAUGGCGUGACAAUCGCCGGAUUUUAAAUCCCCCGAAUAACGGCGAUGGGCUCGUUUACUGCAGAUGAUGUCUACAUCGUCCCGACCCUUGCCAAGCUGCUGCACGCGUUACCACACGUCAACGUGACCUUCCAAAGGGUCAAUAGUAGUUUCGACCCACAAAAUCCCGUGUAUUUAGAGAGUUUGGGAAUAUUGGGUUCAGCACCAGCAGCUUGGUUAAUUUUAACACUAUUAGUUCUAUUAAUCUAUUUAUUAACGAGAUGUUGCGAUCGGAAACCAAGAGCUCAAAAAUCAAUAUCCGCACUAAAAGUAACAUUAGCAGUCGUAUCGGUAAUGUGUUGCGCCGCAAUCGGCCUCGGAUUAUACGGAAACGAUGAUCUGCACAACGGAGUUUCACAAUUUUUAGCCGAAGGCGAACAAGUCGACCAAGUAUUUGCCAAAAUUCGUAAUCAAACGGAAGCGAUCGAACGGCAAUUACGCUUCCAGGCGAACGGACAAUUAUCGCAAUUGGAAGCGAUUUUUAUGGAACCAGGUGGGAAUAUGACGGCCAAAUCAAAUUUGUUGUCUUGGAUGAAUAUGGCCAAAGAAAACAAUACCUUAGCCGCAAACGCAGCGUCGGAUAUAAAAAGUCCUUUGCUCCAUAUAGACAUUGCGAGUAAAAUCGCGAUCGGCGAUAAAGUUGAAACGAUUAGGUGGCCGUUAACGAUGGGAAUUUUGAGUGUGCUUCUCGUUUUAUGCGUGGUGCUAUUAGUUGGAGUUGCGAGGCAUAAUAGAUGCGCGUUGAUCGCGUUUUCUGUUUGCGGGUUAUUAGCGGUUAUAGCAUCUUAUGUUAUGGCAAGUAUUUAUGUUGCAUCAACGGUCGCUUUGGCCGAUUUGUGUAUGGCGCCGGAUAAAUUUCUUCAAGAUCAAGUUUCGAUGGAGGUUGCAAAAGAAAUUUUACAUUACUACACAAGUUGUGAAAAAGCAAGGGCGAAUCCUUUCACUCAACGAUUACGCGAAGGAAAAUUAGCCGUUGAAGCAAUGAGACAUAUGUUAACAGUAAUUAAUAAACCAGCACAAGAAUUAUUUCCCAAAAAAAAUAUCGAUCACCGUAUUAGUUCGUUGAUGAACCAAAUUAACGAAGGAGAUAUGUUGAUGACUUCUUUAACGGCGUUGGUUGAUUGUAAAGCUUUACACACGCAUUAUUUGAGAGGGGCGAGGGUUUUGUGUAAUGUUGGGCUGUUGGGGUUGACUUUGAUGUUGGCUUCUGCAGCUUUGGCUGGGUUUUUAUUGACUGCGUUAGUUUGGAUCGAUUCUCAUACUUGGAUCUAUAUAAGAAAGAAGAAAGAUUAUCACCAGGUGAACGAAACGGAAUCUUUCCUCCCGGCUCCAGCGGCGUCCCAAGCCAUCGCCGCACGGACUUUGCAACGCAGCCAAGGGUCGUCCUACCCCCCAGAUACUCCCCCACCGAGCUAUACGUCCGCUAUGAUGCAUAAUUCGCUUGCAACCGCCCCAGUGCAUGAAGCAGAGUCACUCAUUGAUGGCUGUGACAUGCGCUCAGCAGAGCAUCACAGAGGAGCCCAUAUGUCUCAUCUCCGGGGCCAUACUCUCGGACGAUUGCCAUCACACCACCACGAACAACUCGCGGGGCCUAAUAAUGGCAAGUACGCGACUUUAAGCAAACAAUGUAAAACUUUAGAGAGUUCAGACUUUUACUGAGACAGGUCUGCCUGCAAAGAAUUCCCAAACUUUAAAGGUUUUAAGUUCGAUCAGCAACAACAACAACACCAAAAGCUAGCACCAUCAAACGACAGCCAUCGAACCGCGAACAUAAAUAAAUUUAGUUCGUUAGGUCGUAGACCGCUUCCUCAAAUACCAACGGAUGAGAAAGCGCGAAAACAGCCUCCAGUUCCGAAAGUACCAACGACCAUCUCACAAACGGUCGGUGAAACACCGUUGAAUCCAGCUAAUUUCCGGUCGUUGCAACGAGGCGCGUGGCAAGACACAACCGCGUUCCAUCAAAACCUACAGUUUCGAUCAUUGCAAAGAACCGGAGCCCCGCCGCAACAUUCGCAAUUUCGUUCGGCUAAGAUUCAAGAUCAAAAUGAGGCUAUUUAUAAAAAUGGAGAUAGCGAAAGACAACUUUACGCUGUCACGGAGUUGUAAGUUGUUUAAAGAGGUUUUUUUUGUGAUUUUUUGGGAUAUGCAGGCAGCGAGAGGUAGAAAUUAUUUAAAAAGUAAUGAGAUAGAAAAAAUAACCAUUCCGAUUUAGAUUCAGUAUUUUCUUUUUUUAUUUAGAAUUAUUUUUUUGUUCUACGUACCGUUUUGCAUUUAGUAUGGAUGGAGGUUUUAAUUCA
This is a messenger RNA of Onthophagus taurus, 2651 nucleotides long. RefSeq names its product tweety (gene tty). Gene Ontology annotation, molecular function: intracellularly calcium-gated chloride channel activity; volume-sensitive chloride channel activity. The record is from RefSeq and is a predicted model, not a curated record. Gene Ontology annotation, cellular component: plasma membrane. NCBI's taxonomy places the organism in Eukaryota, Metazoa, Arthropoda, Insecta, Coleoptera, Scarabaeidae.